Molecule: messenger RNA, 3922 nt
Organism: Oryza brachyantha (malo sina)
Lineage: Eukaryota; Viridiplantae; Streptophyta; Magnoliopsida; Poales; Poaceae
Product: ABC transporter B family member 4-like
Exons: 12
Coding region: 74-3739 (1221 amino acids)
Biological process (GO): transmembrane transport
Cellular component (GO): membrane
Molecular function (GO): ATP binding; ATP hydrolysis activity; ABC-type transporter activity
Source: RefSeq, a predicted model, not a curated record
CGACGGCGACGUCGGGAAGAAGGUGUCGUUCACGGGGCUGUUCCGGUACGCCGACGGCACGGACCUGCUGCUGAUGGCCGUGGGCACGGUGGCGGCGCUGGCAAACGGCGUGUCGCAGCCGCUCAUGACCGUCAUCUUCGGCCAGGUCAUCAACGCCUUCGGCGGCGCCACCGCCGACAACGUCCUCCACCCCGUCAUCCAGGCGGUUCUCAACUUUGUCUACCUGGGCAUUGGAACAGCGGUUGCUUCUUUUCUUCAGGUGGCGUGCUGGACAAUGACUGGAGAACGGCAGGCGACACGCAUUCGAUCUCUAUACCUCAAAUCGGUACUGAAACAGGACAUAGCGUUCUUCGAUGUGGAAAUGACGACUGGACAGAUAGUUUCAAGAAUGUCCGGUGACACCGUGCUAGUUCAGGAUGCUAUUGGUGAGAAGGUUGGCAAGUUUCUACAACUUGUGGCUACCUUCGUUGGUGGCUUCGUUGUAGCAUUUGUGAAAGGUUGGCUUCUAUCCCUUGUAAUGUUGGCAUGCAUCCCUCCUGUUGUCGUUGCUGGUGGAGCUGUAUCUAAGAUGCUAGCAAAAAUCUCUAGCAAGGGGCAAGCAUCUUAUAGCGAUGCAGCAAAUGUUGUUGAACAGACACUCGGAGCCAUAAAAACUGUUGUUUCCUUCAACGGUGAAAAGCAGGCCAUUGCGUCGUACAAUAAACUCAUAAACAAAGCUUACAAGGCAGCUGUUGAGGAAGGGCUUACGAAUGGUUUUGGAAUGGGCUCUGUUUUCUUCAUAUUUUUCUCUAGCUAUGGUUUAGCUAUAUGGUAUGGUGGCAAGUUGGUAAUUAGCAAAGGAUACUCAGGAGGAGACAUCAUUAAUAUCUUGUUUGCUGUCAUGACUGGGGCAAUGUCCUUAGGGAACGCAACCCCAUGUAUGGCAGCCUUCGCAGAAGGACAAUCUGCAGCUUAUAGACUGUUCAAAACAAUCAAGAGAAAACCACAUAUUGAUCCUGACGAUAUAACUGGGAAACAGUUGGAGGACAUCAGGGGGGAUGUGGAAUUGAAGGACGUGUACUUCAGCUACCCAGCGAGGCCUGAGCAACUGAUAUUUGAUGGAUUUUCAUUGCAUGUUUCUAGUGGCACUACAAUGGCCAUAGUUGGGGAGAGUGGAAGUGGAAAAUCCACUGUGAUUAGUCUUGUAGAGAGGUUCUAUGAUCCACAGGCUGGAGAGGUUUUGAUUGAUGGGAUUAAUAUCAAGAGUUUGAGGCUUAGUUGGAUAAGAGGAAAGAUUGGCCUUGUCAGCCAAGAACCAUUGCUUUUUAUGACCUCCAUUAAAGAUAAUAUAACAUAUGGCAAAGAGGAUGCAACAAUUGAAGAGAUUAGGAGAGCAGCUGAGCUUGCUAAUGCAGCAAAUUUUAUUGAUAAGUUACCUGAUGGCUAUGAUACAAUGGUUGGCCAACGUGGUGCACAGCUCUCAGGGGGACAAAAGCAAAGAAUUGCUAUUGCUAGAGCAAUACUUAAAGACCCAAAAAUCCUUCUGUUAGAUGAGGCUACUAGCGCAUUGGAUGUGGAAUCAGAGAGGAUAGUUCAAGAGGCACUGAACAGGAUCAUGGUGGACAGAACCACACUUGUGGUUGCUCAUCGCUUGACCACAGUGAGGAAUGCUGAUUGUAUAUCAGUUGUCCAACAAGGAAAGAUAGUUGAACAAGGUCCCCAUGAUGAAUUGGUGAUGAACACCGAUGGUGCUUAUUCGCAACUUAUUCGGCUACAAGAAAACCGUGAAGAAGAAGAGCAGAAAUUGGACCGACAUGUAUCUGAUUCAAGGUCUAAAAGUAGAAGCUUGUCAUUGAAGCGAUCGAUUAGCAGGGAUUCUGCAGGGAAUAGUAGCAGGCACUCUCUAGCCCUUCCCUUUGGCCUUCCUGGCUCAGUUGAACUGCUUGAAGGCAAUGAUUCGAAUGUUGGGGAACAGACAGAGCAUGGUGGUGAUGGUGAGGUCCAAAAGAAAUCUCCAGUUGGACGGCUAGCUGGUCUAAACAAGCCAGAGGUACCGAUUCUUCUGUUAGCAUCACUGGCUGCAGCAGUUCAUGGAGUGCUUUUCCCAAUGUUUGGAGUAAUGAUUUCCAAUGCCAUCAAAACUUUCUUUGAGCCAGCGGACAAACUAAAAAAGGAUUCUAGCUUUUGGGGUUUGAUGUGUGUUGUCCUGGGUAUCCUGUCGAUAAUAUCAAUACCAGUGGAGUACUUUAUGUUUGGAAUAGCUGGAGGUAAACUUGUCGAGCGUGUCCGUGCCUUGUCUUUCCAGAGUAUUAUUCACCAAGAAGUUGCUUGGUUUGAUGAUCCUAAAAAUUCCAGUGGAGCGCUUGGUGCAAGAUUAUCAGUUGAUGCUUUGAAUGUCCGACGUUUAGUUGGAGACAACCUCGCAUUGGCAGUCCAGGUCGUCUCAACACUUAUCACAGGAAUUGUCAUAGCACUGAUAGCGGACUGGAAGCUCACUUUGAUCAUCCUUUGUGUGAUUCCACUUGUGGGUCUCCAAGGUUAUGCUCAAGUUAAGUUCUUGAAGGGGUUUAGUGAAGACGCCAAGAUGUUGUAUGAAGAUGCAAGUCAAGUGGCUACUGAUGCAGUAAGCAGCAUCAGGACUGUAGCUUCUUUUUGUUCUGAGAAAAGAGUGAUGAGAAUGUAUGAUAAUAAAUGUGAAGCUUCAAAGAAUCAAGGGGUCAGAACAGGAAUGGUUGGAGGCCUUGGUUUUGGUUUCUCAUUCUUGAUGUUGUACCUAACAUACGGUCUCUGUUUCUAUGUCGGAGCACAAUUUGUACGCCACAAUAAAACUACUUUCGGUGACGUUUUCAAGGUUUUCUUUGCACUUGUGUUGGCAACUAUUGGAAUAUCUCAAACAAGUGCAAUGGCUUCUGAUUCCACAAAGGCCAGGGAUUCAGCUCUCUCAAUAUUUGCUUUGCUAGACCGGAAGUCACAAAUUGACUCGAACAGUGAUGAGGGUAGCACAUUGAAUGAGGUCAAGGGCAACAUUGAUUUCCGACAUGUCAGCUUCAAGUACCCAACCCGCCCAGAUGUUCAGAUUUUCAGUGAUUUUACCCUGCACAUUCCCUCUGGCAAGACCGUUGCACUUGUUGGAGAGAGUGGUAGUGGAAAGUCAACAGCCAUUGCUUUGCUAGAGCGAUUCUACAAUCCUGAGUCAGGUACCAUCUCAUUGGAUGGAGUAGACAUCAAGACCUUAAAGGUCAAUUGGUUGAGGGAUCAGAUGGGACUAGUAGGCCAAGAGCCUGUGCUCUUUAAUGAAACAAUCCGUGCCAACAUAUCCUACGGGAAGCAUGGGGAUGUCACUGAGGAGGAGCUCGUCAAAGCUGCAAAGGCAUCCAAUGCACAUGAGUUCAUAUCAAGCCUUCCCCAAGGAUAUGACACCACCGUUGGGGAGAGGGGAGUGCAGCUAUCUGGUGGCCAAAAGCAGCGGGUGGCUAUUGCGAGGGCCAUAUUGAAAGAUCCUAAGAUACUGCUUCUGGAUGAAGCAACAAGUGCCUUGGAUGCCGAAUCUGAGCGCAUUGUGCAGGAUGCCUUAGAUAAUGUGAUGGUUGGCAGGACUACUGUUAUUGUGGCGCACCGCCUCUCGACAAUCAAAGGUGCUGAUAUUAUUGCAGUUCUAAAGGAUGGUGCAAUAGCGGAGAAAGGAAGGCAUGAGGCAUUGAUGAACAUCAAAGAUGGUGUCUAUGCUUCACUUGUCGAACUCCGCUCGGGCUCAUCAUAAUUCAUAAUGUCAAGUAUAAUGUUUUCUUUCACCCUCUCUAGGGAUGUAACAUAUCUUCCUUGACCCUUUCUUUUACAAUUGGGGUUCAUUAGUUAUUUGAAUUUUAAAGUGGAAUUUUGACAAUAUUUUUUUGUAUCUAUGUGGUGUUGGUUUAUAAGGCAAUGAGAAAGAAAUCCUUGUUCU